Trichoderma aggressivum f. europaeum is the source of this 774-nucleotide messenger RNA. RefSeq lists its product as uncharacterized. The coding region runs from base 1 to 774 and encodes 257 amino acids. Gene Ontology annotation, molecular function: structural constituent of ribosome; ribonuclease III activity. NCBI's taxonomy places the organism in Eukaryota, Fungi, Ascomycota, Sordariomycetes, Hypocreales, Hypocreaceae. The transcript has 3 exons. Gene Ontology annotation, cellular component: mitochondrial large ribosomal subunit. The record is from RefSeq and is a predicted model, not a curated record. Gene Ontology annotation, biological process: mitochondrial translation; RNA processing.
AUGGCUCUCCAGUCCUGUCGCCCGAGCCUGGCCCGCUGCCGGCACGCCGCUCGUGCCUUCUCCCCCUGCGCACGCGCAUUCGCGACCGAAUCCGCGCCGUCAACGCCAGAGACCUUCAAGGUCCCCGCCACAGCACCCAGCACAAAUACGAAGCCGCGAUGGAGCCAGACGCCCGAGGGCAUGAAGGCGCCACUGCAGCUGGACUUUGCAAAGAGCGCCAAGAACAAGAUCUGGGCGGUGAACAACGACCCCACGCUGCUGGACGAGGUGUAUAAUCGCUUGCUGGGGCCCGGGGGUAGCAAGAUGCUGCCGGAGGAGCUCAAGUGGCUGGCCGUGACGCAUAAGAGCUUCGACCAAGGGAGGAGAGGGUUCAAUGACCGAUUGGCAUUGCUAGGACGGUUGACGAUGGUAAUGGAAGCGACAAAGGAGAUUGUCAGUAAGGAGCCUCUCGCCGGCUCAAUACUCCCCGACCAAUUCGACAGAACGCCAUUGGAGGACGAUCAGCUACUGUCGGUGGACAACCUCAACGUCAUGGGACCCCGAGACAUGAUUGGCAAGGACAAGCUCUAUCAGCUGGCUAACAACGUGGGGCUGCUGGAUGUGGUACGGUGGAAACCUCGAUUGCCCCGACGACUGGAGGCGUCUGGUGUGGAAGUUGUGCUAAACUCGGCAAUCAUGGCCAUCAUUGGCGCAAUCACGCUGCAGCACGGAUCGGCCGUGGCAGCGCAGGUGGUGAGGGACAGAAUAUUGGCACAGGUGCCCAAGGACAACUGA